CGCCAAACCCAACACAACCAUCGCGCAAGCAUGAGAUAAAAUAGGAACCGGAGUUUUCCAGCCACUUUAUAUGCACGGUCGCCGCUACCACCGCUACCCCAUGAUCUAGUGCUCCUGCGUCGAGCCGUACACGCCAUCGUGCCUCGCUAAUCCACUCGUCAGUUACCAAGGAAGGAGCAAGAAGGCAAGGGCCUGUGCAGGGAGAAGAUGCAGGAGGCGUCGUCGUCGUCGUCUCCUCUCCCGGCGCUCAGCAACGGCUACCAGCCGCUCCCGUCGCUCUACCUGGGGUUCCUGGCCAUAUGGGCGGCCUCCGGCUUCUCAUGGGCAUUCAGCUCCUGGAGGAACCGCCAUUUCCAGGUAAAUAACCUGCAGUGGAUCCUGGCUCUGGUCCCAUUGAUCAAGGCGCUCCAAAUGGCGCUCUCAUUCCUGUUCUGGUACUCGUGCGUGCACCUCCAGACGUGCUCGCUGUGGAUGUCGUUUGGCGCGUACGUGACGGGGAUCCUCUUCCAGACGGCCUCCUUCGUCUCCUUCAUGCUCAUCUCCCACGGCUACUGCAUCAUGUGCGAGCGCCUGUCCAUCAGGGAGAGGCGAACCACCGCCGUUCUGGGGUGCCUGCUGUACCUGAGCCUCAUCGGCUACAAGGCUGCAGUCCCUUAUUUCACGGUCUUUCUGCUGAUCAACUAUUUCGCGUCAUUUUACAUCAUAUUCCGGCGCACGUCCCAGAAUCUGAUAGUCCUGCAGGAGCAGCUGAGCUUCAUAGAGGAGGAGGACAUCCAUUCAUUGCACGGCACUCUGAACACAAAGUACACAAUGUUCAAGAGAUUUCAGGGUACGAUGCAGGUGGCAGCAGUGGCAUUCAUCAUGGUGUACAUGAGGGCUGACGACACGCCGGAUAACUACUGGUUUCGCGUGUUAGUGCGUGAGUGGGUGCAGUUCUGCAUCUUCAUGUACAUUGGGUGGAACUUCAGAAUCCCUGAAGCAUCGCUUCAUCUGCCGGUCAUACCCCUUAUGAAAUCAGCAUGGGAGAUCGCCAUGCCUCCUAUUUACAGUGUGGAGAUGGACGCAGCCGAUUUCAAAGGCCUCGUCUCAGAUCAAUGGCAUGUCGGAGUGAGGACUGGUUCAGGUUGUUCUGCCCAGCCGCUACUGGUGCUGGUUCAGAACCCUAGCCAACGGCUUCUCCUUCCGGUAGAGCCCCAAAGUUUCAGUUGGACAGGGAGAACCAGGUCUAGAUCGACCAAUUAAAAGAUUACAAAGCUGGCACAACAGUUGAGUUGGACAGAGUUCUUGGGAAAGAACUGACAGUUUCCAUGGACGAUGGACCAACAGUCAGAGAUUCACACCUUCAAGGCUUCAACAAUGAACCUUAGAGUUCCGUUUUUUUCCCGGUUCGAAAAACAGGAAAUUGUACAUAUAUAGAAAUGGAGAACAUAUGGUUUAGGCUGGAUCAAAAGCAAUCUUGUGUGCCAGGGUCAUAGUGCACGACAGAUCGACAGGAAGGACGAUCUUCCUGGAAAUUGCGGCUGGAAUAAGUUUCGAGUUUGUCAAUGCGAAGCUAAAGACUGGAAAUCGUGUCUGCACAAACUAAUGAAAGUUGUUUUCCUGCGGUAAUAUGGCCAGAAUCAGUUAGAACUACGAUUUGUUUAA
Setaria italica (foxtail millet) is the source of this 1644-nucleotide messenger RNA. RefSeq lists its product as uncharacterized. NCBI's taxonomy places the organism in Eukaryota, Viridiplantae, Streptophyta, Magnoliopsida, Poales, Poaceae. The record is from RefSeq and is a predicted model, not a curated record.